Halteromyces radiatus is the source of this 935-nucleotide messenger RNA. RefSeq names its product Dcp2, box A domain-containing protein. The transcript has 6 exons. Gene Ontology annotation, molecular function: 5'-(N(7)-methylguanosine 5'-triphospho)-[mRNA] hydrolase activity; RNA binding; manganese ion binding. NCBI's taxonomy places the organism in Eukaryota, Fungi, Mucoromycota, Mucoromycetes, Mucorales, Cunninghamellaceae. The record is from RefSeq and is a predicted model, not a curated record. Gene Ontology annotation, cellular component: cytoplasm; P-body. The coding region runs from base 67 to 912 and encodes 281 amino acids. Gene Ontology annotation, biological process: nuclear-transcribed mRNA catabolic process, nonsense-mediated decay; deadenylation-dependent decapping of nuclear-transcribed mRNA.
CUUUUUUCCUACCAAAAGAAAUAAAGAAUUCCCUCUAUAUACACAAACCUAAUUUAUUUACUUGAUAUGGAUCCAAUGUCAGUAUUAGGUAGUUUAUCUUUUGAAGAUAUAUUAGAUGACUUGGCUACUCGAUUUAUUAUCAACGUACCAGAUGUAGAACUCGCCAAGGUAGAACGAAUAUGUUUCCAAGUAGAACAAGCACAUUGGUUUUAUGAAGAUUUCAUUCGAGAACAACGACCUGAUCUACCAUCAUUUCAACUUAAAACCUUUUCAUCAAAAAUAUUCAAGCAAUGUCCUCUAUUAUCUCAAUGGGCUCAUGAACAUGACAAGGCUUAUACUGACUUUAUGACUUAUAGACUCCGUGUACCAGUAUGUGGUGCUAUUAUAUUGAAUGCAAAUAUGGAUAAAUGCUUGUUAGUUAAGGGUUGGAGCUCGAAAGCUGGUUGGGGAUUUCCUAAAGGCAAAAUUAAUCAAAAUGAAGAGAACGAUGACUGUGCUGUUCGAGAGGUAUUGGAAGAAACUGGAUAUGAUAUCUCACCAUUAUUACACAAAAACGAAUAUAUCGAGAUCACUAUGAAAGAACAACGUAUACGACUAUAUAUCAUCAUUGGUGUUCCAGAAAAUACCCAGUUUACUCCUCAAACAAGAAAAGAAAUCAGUCAAAUUGCAUGGAUGGCUUUGGAUGAUUUACCUACUUUUAAAGCAAUGGAUUCUCAACAACAAAAUGGACAUUUGAAUUAUGUGAAACAAGGCUCAAAAAGAUUCUAUAUGGUGGUUCCUUUUAUCAGCAAACUCAAGUCAUUCCUUAAUCAGCGAAGAAAAGGUCAACGAAAAGGAAAUCAUCAAGAUGGUCCAACUAGAAUAGCUAAGAAAGGACAAGAUUUUUUGCAUGAAAGCGCAGUCCAUUGUUGAAAUAAAGGAUUUUUCUUUUUUUA